This is a messenger RNA of Aspergillus thermomutatus, 2259 nucleotides long. RefSeq lists its product as uncharacterized. The transcript has a single exon. Lineage: Eukaryota; Fungi; Ascomycota; Eurotiomycetes; Eurotiales; Aspergillaceae. The coding region runs from base 1 to 2259 and encodes 752 amino acids. The record is from RefSeq and is a predicted model, not a curated record.
AUGGCAUCCUUACAAGAAGCAUUGCAAUGCCUCUCCCCCACAACAUGGGACAGCAUUCCUACCGACCCCGCCAAACUACGAGACUACAUCAACGACAUCUCCUCCAAAGCGCGCCUGAUCGUCGACUCUGUACCCGAGACCGCCCCCUCCCACAAACAAACCCGCUACGCCUUCGAGUCCAGCUCCCUCGCCGCAUCGCGCAUCACCCCCUCCCCCGCCCGCACAGGCUCCACAGAUCCCAAAAUCGCAUCCCUCCAGCGCGAAUGGGGCAAGCCCAUUAAGAUCACCAGUUCCAAGGAGAACCCGCUCGAGAUCCCCGUCUACAAAGUGCAAGGCGGCGAUGGCAAGGGCCACUGGUUUGGUCGCCGGAGCGUGCACGAGGGGCUUCCCUUCUCGAGGUGGAAGAGUAAGCUGGCGAGCGAGAUGGACGAGACGCUUGAGGCGAACCAGGCGCGGGUACGGAAGGGGCGGGUCGCGGACCAGGCGGUUCGGGGGAUCGGGGCGGAGCGGCUGAUUGAGCGCGUGACGGUGAAGGACGAGGACGGGGAGAGGGUUCUGGGCACUGUGAAUGUGUAUCAUGUCUCUGCGCAGUUUCCGAAGCCGACUACACCGCGGGAUUUCGUGACGCUUAUUAUUAACUGGGAGACGGAGGUGAAUGGGGGCAGCGAGGCUGCUGGUGCUGGCGCGGAGGCUCGGCGACGCGGCCGCAAUUGGAUGAUGGUGUCCAAGCCCUGUGAGCAUCCGGAUGCGCCGCCGAGGCAGGGGUAUAUUCGGGGUCAGUAUGAGUCCGUGGAGUUUAUCCGGGAAAUUCCGGUCGACAAGCCUUCAGUGCAGGACGUGCCGCAUGGAACGGCCGUUUCGCCGGCCAGGAGCGAGGACAAUCUGCUUCGACAAGGUGCCUCUGCGGAUCCAGCUGGGCAGAAAGGGGCUGUUGACGACAAAGUCGGUCGUACGCGAGGAAAGAUGGAGUCGGCGGUUCUGGAGAAACGCGAUGAGGAGACAGCCAAGCAUAAUGAUGACCUUGACCGGAAUGAUGAAGAAGAUCCAUGGCCAGUGGAGUGGAUAAUGGUGACCAGGAGCGAUCCAGGUGGCAAUAUCCCUCGUUGGAUGGUGGAGAAGGGGACUCCCAAGAGUAUCUGCACCGACGCCAUCAAGUUUAUCGAUUGGGCUUGCCGCGACACGACCACGCCAGACAAGGACGAGCGCGACGGCCAUGGACGAGAGUCUUCAGAGAAAACGAUGGAAAGGUCGUCGGUGGACGGCGACGCGCAAGUUAGUACCGACUCGGACUACACGGAAUAUGAAGAAGAGGAACAUCAUGGCCUGAUUGCAAGUUUCGCAUAUCUUCUCAACGCAGGGCUGGAGCGGUAUGCGCCACGGGCAGUCCUAGACUAUCUACCACACCAUACGCGCGAAUCCUCAGCCCAAUACAGUUCCUCUGAAGAUACCGACGGACCCAGUGAUAAAGAUCCCCCAUCGAACGUUGGCGCUGCGAAUAGCAAUGGUGGCACAGAAGGCCUCGAAAAAGAUGCCACUACCAACGCUGCCGAUGCUGCGUCGCAAACCUCGCUGCCGGUAGCGACCAACUCGGUGCCUACGACUCCGCUCUCGGAACUCGCCCACGAAAACAUCUCUCCGGUGGAAGUGAUCAAGAUGAACAAAAAGGGCAAGCUUUCCUCCCACGAGAAGCAACUCGCCAAGCUGGCACAGCGGAAACGCGAGGUCGAAGCUCAACUGGAGACCAUCAGGAACGAGAUCCAAACACUCCAACUCGGUUCUUCCCCCGAGGUGGAUACCAAGAAGGCCCGAGCUGCUGCUGUUGGCGAUUCUGGCGUAAGUGAUCAAGCCAGCAGCAGCAUUGCCAGUACCGAUCUACAGCAGGGCGCGGUUGAAGGCGCUCCUUCAUCAAACAACAGCCACCAUAAGCAUAAGACUAACAUCGAAACAGCGCACUUGCACAAGGUCGCAUCCGGCUUAUUCCAGCAGGAAUCGAAACUCCUCAAGCAGCUCGGAAAGAUCGAAAAGAACCAGCUCAAAGAAGCCUCGAAAAUAGAAGCGCAGCAGCGCAAGAACGCCGACCGCGAGGAGAAGUCGCGGUCUAGGGCGGACACGGAUGCUCUACGGCGGGAGGUGGAUACGCUGAAAAAGGAGGUCGAGCGGCUGCGGUCAGAGAGGCAGAAAUGGCUAGACCUGAUUGCGUCGCUGCAGGCCGAGAAUACCAGGUUGGCGGCACGCCAGGGUGGUGGAGAGGGUCAAUAG